AUGGCUGGAAGACAGAUAAACCAUGAACUGUCUGAGAUCCUGACACGGCUCUGGGCAGCUGAUGAGAAUCGUCUGAAGUCAGGAAAAGAUUAUGUAAUCUGUCCACAGAGGAAGGCGGUAUGCGUUGCUCCAGGCAGUAGCAAUGCCAGAGACGAAGCUUCAGCUCCUCUGUUCACUUAUGUGAAUGAGGAGCGGUUGAAAAGCAUAAAGACAUAUGCAUGUAAGUCUUUUCCUUUUGAAAUUAUCACCCAAGCGGAUUCAUGUGGAUUUGAGCAUGUCCUUGUAGGGGAGACCAGGUCCAAACAAGUCAUUGGUUUCCAUAACUGGAUCCAGUUCUACCUGCAGGAAAAGCAAAACCAUCUUAAUUACAGAGGCAAUAAAGCACGAUCUAACAAACACAGGCCUGAAGAGGACCAACUUUUAACCUUUCAGUUCAGCUGUAAGGAUCAGUUGAAGCCUGUCAGGAGCAGUUUCAUCGGGGUCAGCCCUGAGUUUGAGUUUGCAGUCUACACCAUUUGUUUCCUAAUGUCCCACACCCAUUCAGUUGUAAAAGUGGACGAGUAUGAGCUGGAGCUAGUUGUGUAUCGCCAUGGGGGUUGCAUUGGAUCCUCUUAUCCAAAACUUCUUAGCAGUAACAAUACUAUGUAA
Messenger RNA from Polyodon spathula (Mississippi paddlefish), 648 nucleotides. Its product is annotated as poly(U)-specific endoribonuclease-A-like. NCBI's taxonomy places the organism in Eukaryota, Metazoa, Chordata, Actinopteri, Acipenseriformes, Polyodontidae. Gene Ontology annotation, molecular function: RNA endonuclease activity. The transcript has 5 exons. The record is from RefSeq and is a predicted model, not a curated record. Bases 1 to 648 code for a protein of 215 amino acids.